Cynocephalus volans (Philippine flying lemur) is the source of this 6233-nucleotide messenger RNA. RefSeq names its product perilipin 4 (gene PLIN4). NCBI's taxonomy places the organism in Eukaryota, Metazoa, Chordata, Mammalia, Dermoptera, Cynocephalidae. The record is from RefSeq and is a predicted model, not a curated record. The transcript has 8 exons. Gene Ontology annotation, cellular component: plasma membrane. The coding region runs from base 105 to 4382 and encodes 1425 amino acids.
UGCCAGCUGAGCUGGCCGUUGCUCUGAGGGACUCUGCAGUUCAGGUGAGCAGGGCCGUUUGUGCCCCUGGUGACGCCAAGAAUCCAGCUGCUUAGACUAGAACCAUGUCUGCUCAGGAUGAAGGGAGCCGGGAUCCCCCCAAAACCAAGGGCAAGACCCUGGGCAGGUUUUUGGGGUCUCUGCCUGGCUUCAGUUCUGCCCGGAACCUAGUGGCCAACGCUCACAGCUCAGCGAGAGAAAACCGGCUAGCUGCCAGCCCUGCAGGGGCUCCCACCCCUGAGGCUGCCCAGGCCCCUGUCCCCGCAGAGGCCACCGAUCCGGAGCAGACAGCCAGGGGAAUGGAAAAGCCGCUGCAACCUUCGGAAAAGAUGGGGUCGGGGGCCAAAGACCUGCCAUACCCUAAGAUGUCUAGGACCAAGGACGCCAUCUCCUCCGGGGUGACCAAUGUUGUGGAUGUGACUAAGGGAGUGGUCCAGGAAGGCCUGGGCACCACCCAAUCUGCACUCACGGGCACCAAGGAGGUGGUGUCCAGUGGGGUCACCGCGGCAGUGGGUGUGGCCAAAGGGGUAGUCCAAGGGGGUCUGGACACCUCCAAGGAUGUCAUCACCAGCACCAAGGAUGCACUGUCUACUGGGCUCACGGGGGCAGUGAACUUGGCCAAAGGAACUGUCCAGACCGGCGUGGACACCACCAAGACCAUCCUAACUGGUACCAAGGACACCGUCUGUGGUGGGGUGACGGGUGCCAUGAACACGGCCAAAGGGGCUGUCAAGGGGGGACUAGACACCACCAAGUCUGUGAUCAUGGGCACCAAAGACACACUGUCCACUGGGCUCACUGGGGCAGUGAACGUGGCCAAAGGAACAAUCCAGACUGGCGUGGACACCACCAAAACUGUCCUAACUGGUACCAAGGACACAGUGUCCACUGGGGUGACCAGUGCCAUGAAUGUGGCCAAAGGAGCUGUCCAGACCGGCAUGGACACUACCAAGACUGUACUAACUGGUACCAAGGCCACUGUGUGUGGUGGGGUGACCGGAGCCAUGAACGUGACCAAAGGGGUGAUCAAGGGGGGACUGGACACCACCAAGUCUGUGGUCAUGGGCACCAAAGACACACUGUCCACUGGGCUCACUGGGGCAGUGAACGCAGCCAAAGGAUCUGUACAAACCGGUGUGGACACCACCAAGACUGUGCUGACCGGCACUAAAGAUGCAGUGUCCACUGGGGUCACAGGUACAGUGAACUUGGCCAAAGGAACCAUCCAGACUGGCUUAGACACCACCAAGACUGUGCUGACUGGCACCAAAGAUGCAGUGUCCACUGGGGUCACAGGUACAGUGAACUUGGCCAAAGGAACCAUCCAGACUGGCUUAGACACCACCAAGACUGUGCUGACUGGCACCAAAGAUGCAGUGUCCACUGGGGUCACAGGUACAGUGAACUUGGCCAAAGGAACCAUCCAGACUGGCUUAGACACCACCAAGACUGUGCUGACUGGCACCAAAGAUGCAGUGUCCACUGGGGUCACAGGUACAGUGAACUUGGCCAAAGGAACCAUCCAGACUGGCUUAGACACCACCAAGACUGUGCUGACAGGCACCAAAGAUGCAGUGUACACUGGAGUGACCGGUGCAAUGAAUGUGGCCAAAGGGGCUGUCCAGACUGGUGUGGGCACCACCAAGACUGUACUAACUGGUACCAAGGACACCGUGUGUGGUGGGGUGACUGGUGCCAUGAACGUGGCCAAAGGGGCCGUGCAGGGGGGCCUGGACACCACAAAGUCUGUGGUCAUGGGCAGCAAAGACACACUGUCCACUGGGAUCACUGGGGCAGUGAACUUGGCCAAAGGAACAAUCCAGACUGGUGUGGACACCACCAAAACCGUCCUAACUGGUACCAAGGACACUGUCUAUGGUGGAGUGACCAGUGCUGUGAAUGUAGCCAAAGGGGCCGUUCAGACCAGUGUGGACAACUCCAAGACCGUGCUGACCGGCACCAAAGACGCAGUGUCCACUGGGGUGACUGGAGCAGUGAAUUUGGCCAAAGGAAGUGUCCAGACUGGUUUAGACACCACCAAGACCGUGUUGACUGGCACCAAGAACACCAUCUAUACUGGGGUGACCAGUGCUGUAAAUGUGGCCAAAGGGGCCGUCCAGGGGGGCCUGGACACCACGAAGUGUGUUGUCACUGGCACAAAAGACACUGUGUCCACUGGGCUCAUGGGGGCACUAAACGUGGCCAAAGGAACUGUCCAGACUGGCUUGGACACCACGAAGGCCGUGCUGACUGGCACUAAAGACGCAGUGUCCACUGGGGUGACUGGAGCAGUGAAUUUGGCCAAAGGAAGUGUCCAGACUGGUUUAGACACCACCAAGACCGUGUUGACUGGUACCAAGGAUACCGUCUGUACUGGGGUGACUGGUGCCAUAAACGUGGCCAAAGGGGCUGUCCAGGGGGGUCUGGACACCACAAAAUCUGUUGUCACUGGCACAAAAGACACUGUGUCCACUGGGCUAAUGGGGGCACUAAAUGUGGCCAAAGGAACCGUCCAGACAGGCUUAGACACCAGCAAGACUGUACUGACUGGCACCAAGAACACCAUGUGUGGUGGGGCGACCAGUGCCAUGAAUGUGGCCAAAGGAGCCGUCCAGACGGGUAUGAACACCACCAAGACAGUACUAACUAGCACUAAAGACACAGUGUCCACUGGGCUCACUGGGGUAGUGAACUUGGCCAAAGGAACUGGCCAGACCAGCAUGGACACCACCAAGACAGUCCUAACUGGUACCAAGGACAUCGUCUCUGGUGGAGUGACUGGUGCUGUGAAUGUGGCCAAAGGGGCCAUCCAGACCAGUAUGGACACCACCAAGACUGUGCUGACCGGCACCAAAGACAUGAUGUCUACUGGGCUCACUGGAGCAGCGAAUGUGGCCAAAGGGACCAUCCAGGGGAGCCUGGACACCACAAAGUCUGUUGUCACUGGCACAAAAGACAACGUGUCCACUGGGCUCAUGGGGGCACUAAAUGUGGCCAAAGAAACGGUCCAGACUGGCUUGGACACCACCAAAACCAUGCUGACUGGCACCAAAGAUGCAGUGUCCAGUGGGCUCACUGGGACAGUGAACUUGGCCAAAGGAACUGUCCAGACUGGGUUGGACACAACCAAGACCGUGCUGACCGGCACCAAGAACACCAUCUGUGGUGGGGUGACUGGUGCUGUGAAUGUGGCCAAAGGGGCUGCCCAGGGGGGCCUGGACACCACAAAGGCUGUGGUCAUAGGCACAAAAGACACACUGUCCACUGGCCUCACAGGGGCAGUGAAUGUGGCCAGAGGAGCCGUGGAAACUGGACAAAAUGAGACCCAGGCUGUCCUGACCAGCACCAAAGACACAGUGUCCACUGGGCUCUCUGGAGCAAGAAGUGUGGCCACAGGGGCUGUCCACACUGGUCUUGACACCAUCCGGAAUUGGCUACCUGGUACCCAGGACACCCUCUGGGAUGGAUCCACCAGUUACAGGGCCUGGGACAAAAGAGAUCACACUGCCCUGAGCCACCCAGACACACUCUGUGCAGGCCUAGAGCUCACCAGGGAAGCCACAGCCGCCACCAAGAGCCUUAAAUCUGACGUGGCCACAUUCACCCCAGGCUGGGAGGAUACGGGGCACCCAGCUGCCACACGUGGCCAUGAAGGGGCUACAGGCUUUGCGACACUACGAGAUGAGUUGGAGGGGCUGGGGGAGAUCUUCUGCCCCAUGAAUGCUGAGGAGCAAGCUCAGCUGGCUGCUGCCCAGCCCGGGCCAAAGGUGCUCUCAGCUGACCAAGGGAGCUUCUUUGUCCGUUUGGGUGACCUGGCCCCUGGCCUCCGCCAGCGGGCUUUUGAACAUGCUGUGAGCCACCUGCAGCACCACCAGUUCCAAGCCAGGGAUGCUCUGGCCCAGCUCCAGGAUGCCUUCCAGAUGAUCGAAAAGGCCAAGCAGACUCCAGAAGGGCAGCCAGGUCUGGACUGGGGCUCAUGCACCAGAGUGGAGGACACUGGGUCCCAGGAGGUACAGGACUCUGGGGCACUGUCCAGGGUCUGCGGUCUCAUCCAGCAGCUCCACACGGCCUACAGCAGCCUGGCGUCCAGCAUGCAGGGCCUGCCCACCGAGCUCCAGCGGCAGGUCGGGCGGGCGCGGCACAGCCUCUGCGAACUCUAUGGCAUCAUCUCCUCGGCCGGGUGCAUUGGGGAGCUUCCAGCCGAACAGCUGGACCAGAGCCGCCAAGGUGUGAACCAGGCGUGGUGGGCACUAGAGCAGCUGCUGGAAAGCAUGCAGCAUAGCCCCCCACUUGGCUGGCUGGUGGGGCCCUUUGCCCUGCCCCCAGGUGGGCAGCAACUGUAGGUCUCCCUGCCCUGCCCGAGCAGCCCUCCUCUGACCAUUGUCCCUGGCCCCAAGUCCUGCUGCAGCUUCCCAAAGAUCUGGAUCCUAUGGCUACAGAGGAUGCGACUUUCUAAGCUCAGCCUUGCCACGCACCCAGCUCUGGGCCUGCCUGCGCCUCCUGCCAUUCCCCCAGCACUGCCAGCAUCUCUGCUGCCCAGCACCCUAAUUCAGAAGGAGCAGCAGGAAUGUGCCUGAGCCUAGAAGGUCCUCCACUCAUCCCCCCCAAGGAACCCUUUUAUCUCUAGGGGCCUCUUCCGGCCCCCGUCUGCUCUGGCAGCCAGCAGCUGAACAGGCCGUGCUGCUGCACCCUGGGCUAAAGGUGGCUUUGUCCAUGGUGAUGUACACUUGGAGACCGGAGCCUAGGAGGGCAGCCAUGGAAGUCGCUCCAGUCCCAGCCACCCUCUCCCUGGAUCCCUAGGGCAGCCCAGAGAGGUGACUGCAGACAAACAAGCUGGGGCCACAGAGGUGAACAGGCGGCUGGUAACAUGAGAAAUCAAUGGGCAGCGGGUACACGUCCCCCGAUGCCUGGCACCCCAGCCUCUCCUGCUGCCCCAGCACACUGGGACACGGGAAGCUUAUCAAAGCUGGCUCUGUCCAGCCUAUCUCCAGACACCACCCACCCAUGUCACUGUGGACAAACCCCAACCCUGCGGUCUCCCUGAAGCACCCUCUUCUCAGCAAAUGACCUGGAGCUCCAAGCUCCUGGGAGAUGCAUGACAGAGGGGCCAGCACGCCACAAAUGGGUCACCUGGGUGCCAGGAGCUUUGAGAGCCAGGGUGCGCAUCAGCUCAGCUGAGCUGGGGAUGCUGGCAACUCAGGUGCAGCCUCAAGUGAGGGGCUGUGUUGAGGAACAAGCCAUCAGAGGGUGGGACACUAGACAUACAGCCAUUUGCAGAAAGCAGGCACGGAACUGAGCUCAAGUCCAUCCAAACCAAACAUGGGGCCGAGGCUCAGGAAGUCCCUUCUCACCAUUCCAAGGCCUAAUUCUUAGCUGGGAUGGAGGAAACUCGGCCAUUGGGGGAUGGGGACAAACACUAGAGGCCACUGUUGAAUGAGCAAUGACAAGUGUCAGGCGCCUCCCUAGAAGCUAUGGCCAUGUCCCUUGUUUGAAUCCACACAACAGUCCUGUGAGGCUGGGGGCAAACCCCUUACACAGAUGAGGAAAGAAAAGCCCAGAGUGGGAUGGCCACUUGCCCAAGAUCACACAGUGAGCCGGCAAUGCAGCUGGGAAAAGAGUGGAGAACUGCCGCCAAUGCGCAUGCCCUCUGAACGUCAAGUACAAUGGACAACCUGCACCACUGAGUGCCCUGAGCUAGCACCGGGGACUCCAGGUCUUGCCUGGGGGCCACGGAGCCACCUAGGGGCUGGGUGGUGAGGGAGGCAGCAGCUUUCAGGCAAGGCACAGUAGCCACCCUCCUGGCCCAACCUUAGGGGCCAGCAGGGACUCACGGGACCCCUGCCCACUGCAGUGUCUGUUCCCGCUCGCUCUACCUGGGCACUGGUAGAGCAGGAAGAGCCAAAUCACAGCCUCCGUUUGAGCUGUACAGGUUAGAGAUGUUUAUUUCUCCUUCCUUCCUUCUGGAAAGGACUUGCCCCCACCCCAUUCUCCUUCACCACCAGCCCUGUGGGGUUGGGGUGGGAGCGCCGGGAGAACAAAAUUCACAUUUGCUGCUUAUGGUACCCUGAUGGCUCAACCUUGUCCCCAAACAGGCCCUUUGAUGACUGUGCACAGCUCCCCAGCUCCGGCCCCGACUGUACCAGUAAUGCUAAAAAACCAAACCAAUAAAACUGACUUCUUUUUUCAUUAAAAAA